Messenger RNA from Fusarium falciforme, 1224 nucleotides. Its product is annotated as MFS domain-containing protein. Gene Ontology annotation, biological process: carbohydrate transport; transmembrane transport. Gene Ontology annotation, cellular component: membrane. The coding region runs from base 1 to 1224 and encodes 407 amino acids. Lineage: Eukaryota; Fungi; Ascomycota; Sordariomycetes; Hypocreales; Nectriaceae. The transcript has 4 exons. The record is from RefSeq and is a predicted model, not a curated record. Gene Ontology annotation, molecular function: carbohydrate:proton symporter activity.
AUGUCUCUGAUGCUCUUCUCAGGCUCAAACGGUUUCGAUGGGUCGUUAAUGAACGGCCUCCUUGCGCUGCCAUGGUGGCGAGAUUUUAUGGACAACCCUACAGGUGCGUGGCUUGGGUUCAUCAACGCCGCCUACGCUCUCGGUUGCGCCAUCGGGUACCCCAUAGCAGCUUACGUUUCGAACCGCUGGGGCCGCAAGCUACCUGUGUGGAUCAGCGUGUUAUUGUCCGUCAUUGGUGUGGCCAUGCAGACUGCUGCCCAGAACCAGGCCACGUUCAUCAUUGCUCGUUUCUUCCAAGGUCUCUCUCAAGGCUUCACACUCUCCGUCUCGCUUCUCAUUGCGGAGAACGCCUAUCCCACUCACCGGGGUGUUUGCUCUGCCAUUUACAACUACGGCUGGCACUUUGGUAGCGUCAUCGCGGCCUGGGCUACCUUUGGCACUCGUAACUAUACUGAGUGGUCAUGGCGGCUGCCUUCGCUCCUCCAAAUUCUCCUCCCUAUCUUGGGAGUGCUGGGUCUGAUCAUGAUACCCGAAUCACCUCGAUGGCUCGUCUGCAAGGACCGUUCGGAUGAAGCACGCCAGAACCUCGCCAACCUCCACACCGGAGGUGACGUCAACUCCCCCUUGAUUGAGUUCGAAAUGACCGAGAUUGAGCUUACCAUCAAGGCUGAGAUGGAAGCCGAGCAGAAUCCAUGGACCGACCUAUGGGCCGCUCCAGGCAACCGCCAUCGUCUGUUGAUCACACCGAGCCUGGGAACCUUUGCUCAAUGGACUGGAAACGGAGUCGUCAGCUACUACCUGUCUAUCAUUCUCAACUCGGUGGGCAUCACCUCUGUUACGCAUCAGACUCUCAUCUCGGCUUGCCUCGGGCUGUGGAAUCUCUUCUGGUCCCUCCUUGCUGCACUCAACGUUGAUCGGCUUGGCGGACGAAUGCUAUUUAUGAGUUCAGCACUUACCAUGCUGGUGUCUUAUACCAUCAUCACUGGUCUAUCUGGAAGCUUUGAGUCCACUCGAGACUCUGCUACUGGCCUGGCAGUCAUACCUUUCCUCUUCAUUUACUUUUUCGGCUACGACAUUGCUCUCACACCUCUCGUCGUCAGCUAUCCCAUCGAGAUCUGGCCUUACAACACGCGAGCCGAGGGCUUGGCCCUCACUCAGAUGGUCUCCCUGGGUUUCACCUUUUUCAACACCUUUGUCAACCCGAUCGCCCUGGACGCUAUCUAA